AUGAACCAAUCAUCCCAGAAGAAAGUUCCUCGGGUACAAACUGCUCCCGACACAUCAGCUACAAAGGUAGCCAUGCCCAGGACUUCCUCAGACCAUCGCACUUAUACCGAAAAAGAGGUGCAGGGCUUCGUAGGUAAUGUGUUAGAUAUGGCAGUACAGCUUCUAGCAGGGGAGAGAAAGAGAGAGGGACCGAGAGACGUUUCUGAAAACAACUCGGGAAGCGACGCGGCAAGCGAGACAGUAAUUAAUAGUCUUCAGAGUGGCCCGGCCCCGGCCCGCAAAAAGAGAGCGCUCGAUACCGACGAGGAAAUAAUUUGCAACACCCCAGCCAUCACUGCGGAAUCUCCUCGGCCAACGAUCAACCAACGUCUUCUUUCUAAUACUGCAUCCCGAAAAAAGACAGGCAGUCGCCAAAACACGCGAGUUAAGUCACAAGACUUGUGUGCGGCUCGAAGACUGCAACGAGAAACCCCCUUAGCGACUUGGAUAGAACAGAAUACUACCACACAUGGUAAAGUUCGAGAUUGGCACACUAGGGCCCAUUCUCUUCAACUCAUGUGUUCCGUCUCCACGAGACAACAAACUCCCGACCCGUCGGUUCUAUGGGGACCUUGCGCUCCCGCUGACUACGACUCGCACGGAAAAUUACUCUCCACGCGAGUUUCCGUUGGGUUACCGGCGAUGAAUGCGGCGGGCCAAAUACUCUUAGUUGACGGAAAACCAAUGCUUGGCUUCCUACGAGAUAUAGCUGAGCAAUUUCCUCGUUACGAUGAGAUCGAGGCUACAGCAAAGGCUGCCGUCUGUAGAAAAAAUGCCGCUUGGUACGAACAAAAAUUCCGGGAUACAAAUGCUAGACACUUGUCGCGCUCCGGUACUGGCAAUCAGAAUGGACCCGAAGCCGUCAAGCCAACUCACAUUUUUCCUCUAUUCCUCCUUCGUCCAGGACUCGAACCAGAUACUGAAUCAGCUGAUAAGUUUCCUCCAUCCCCACCUAGAAACACCAUACAUACCACAGCAUUCCCUGGUUUCCCUUUCUCUUUACCUCGUGCUACGAUACGACAAAGUGUACCAAAAUUGUCCUUCUCAGAAGAAGCUUCAAGAACUUGGUCGAGUGACAACCGAGUUCGUUCCACCUUAGUAGCACGUGGGCCACUAGAGCGACUUGGUCAAGACGACUAUAUGCUGAAGACAACCGAAAACAACCGAUUCACAAGUCCCGCCGUGUCUCCAAAUGGUGACAUCGAAGCCGAAAAUCUGGUCCGAGAAGAUCUCUAG
This is a messenger RNA of Botrytis sinoallii, 1275 nucleotides long. RefSeq lists its product as uncharacterized. The record is from RefSeq and is a predicted model, not a curated record. The transcript has 2 exons. Bases 1 to 1275 code for a protein of 424 amino acids. NCBI's taxonomy places the organism in Eukaryota, Fungi, Ascomycota, Leotiomycetes, Helotiales, Sclerotiniaceae.